Molecule: messenger RNA, 2091 nt
Organism: Phragmites australis (common reed)
Lineage: Eukaryota; Viridiplantae; Streptophyta; Magnoliopsida; Poales; Poaceae
Exons: 8
Coding region: 136-1896 (586 amino acids)
Source: RefSeq, a predicted model, not a curated record
UUUUGCUCGGUGCCCUCCAAUUUGUUCUCAUCGCCAUUUCCGUCUCUGAUCUGCUACACCUCUCCCACGAGGAGAGGAGCCGGGGAUUGGUCACCUAGCGGCAGCUCGAAACCCUAGCUCCGGCCGGCGGAAGUGAUGGCGGCGGCGGCAUCGUUCAGGUCGGGGACGAGGCGGGACGCCUUCGCGGCCCUGGAGGAUGCGGGCUCCGCCACGCGCGGCCGGCCGGCCGUGGGAGGCUCGGGUGCUGGGGGCAGCAUCCGCCGGUCGAGGAGCCUGAGCAGGUUCCCGCCGCCGUCGCCCUCCCCAGAGGACGCGGCGACGCCGUCCUCGAGGUUCGUGAACAAGGUGAGGGGCGCGGGCGGCGGAGGGUUGCCGGAGAUCAGCCUCGACGACCUCGCCGACGAGUUCUUCCGGGCCAGGGCGGAGUCCGAGGACGACGACGAGGAGGUGGUGGUGGCGCGCGGCCGGGCCAGGUUUCCGGCGCCCGCAGAGAGGGGAGGCGGAGGCGGCGGACGGCGGAGCUCCACUGCGCGGUACGCCAGGGAGACGGAGUCGUCGCGGCAGCGCGGGCGGUCUGUGUCACGACCGCCGGCUGAGCGGCGAGGCGGAGUCGCCAAUGCGGUGAAUGGCGGCACUGCAGCGCGGAAGCAGCGGUAUGCGUCGGCGGACCGCCGUGCUUCGAUGGAUCGACAUAGGUGGUGUGAUUCGGAUAAUGAUAUGGAAGUUUCUCAACAGUAUGCUUCUAGGGGGAUACAUACCAAAAGUAGCAGCGGCAAUAGCAUGCAGAAUUCAUUCCAUAAGCCAUCUAAAGUAAGUCAAACUUUGAAGAGGUCUACAAGUCAAAAGGAUUUCAUUCAUUCACGAGAUAGCAGCUCGAGCCAUUCUUCAGUUACUGAUGAUGAAUCUACGAGCUCUCACUCUUUUCGUAGCAGAAACCAGAAGGCAGUCCGUGCAGUUUAUACUCUUGACAAGGAGCGCCCAGUUUGUGACGAGGAUGGAAAUGCACUGUAUGACGUGAUGUGUAAAGAAGUUAGGCAAGCUGUUGAAGAAAUCAGGACACAGCUUGAAAAGGCUGUGACAAAAUCCGAACCUUCAGAAAAGACAAGUAGUGAUGCACAACCAACACAAGUCAUUACUGAGCUCCGAAGGAGCUACACUAGUAAAUUGGAAGAGUCGGAGCUGCGGAAGCAGGAAUUGUUAGCUCAAUUGGCGGUGGAAGAACAACGUGGUCAUGAGCUCACAAAAAUAGUUAGAGAAUUGCUACCCAGUUCUAAGAAGAAUGCAAAUCCAGAAAGACAGCUGCAGCACAGAAGAAGGAGCAAUGAUAGAUCAAGGAUGUCAAAACGGCUUACUGAAGAGGCUGAGCAGUACUUUGAAGAUUUCCUGUCAAAUGUUGAAGAUACCGACUUUUCAUCUUUUGAUGGCGAAAGAAGUGACACAAGUUCAACCAGAAAAGAUGUAUUGCUUCAUGCUAUGACAGAAACUCCAGUGGUGCUCCCAAAAGUUACUUCACCUGCUGAGGCAGAUGGCGUUGUCCUUCCCUGGCUGCAAUGGGAAACUAGCAAUGACCUAACCUCCCCAUGCAAAACAAAGGCCCAGUUUCAGGGUGAAAGUACCGCAUGCAGCACUAGCAAUCACAACAUGAGCAGCCGUGGGAGCUGGAGCCCUGGAGACCAUGAUAGUUCGUGCGCCACUAAAGAUAAGCUACUGACCAGGUUUGAAGAGGUGGGGAUUCGCCGAAGCAGCUGCCCUGAUUAUGCUCGAGGCUCGUCAUUUCAUUUCGACGACUAUCUGCACCUGCGGGGGUGUGAGGAUCUCCUCUUUGAGAAGUGGAGGCAGAAGGAAAGAAUCGACUCUGGCGGGUUAGUCCUGUGCAGUAGAUCGACAAUAAUGUAGUCUUGUAGAUUAUGGCCAAUGAUUCAUCGGCUUGUUCUGGGCAGGAUGUGUAGCGCACCCAGUUAGGUAGUUGAUGGGGUUGAGUUAGGCCAAUAACUGUGCAGAUUUUCAUUUGAUUGCCAUGGCUAGUUCAUGGUGCCUGGCGUGUAUAGAUGUUAUACUCUCUCAAUUUUUAAGUCGACAGUGUUUUAAUCA